AUGUUCCAUUGUUUUAGAUUCCAUGAGAAGCUCCAAGCUUCUGCCCUCAGAUGUUUGUUAGCCGUAGUUUCUAAGCGAAUGGAGCCCCAAUCGAAACUGUCCUUGUUGCAAAGCCUUCAAAUUAGUCGUGUGUUUAGGUUGGUGACCGAGGAUGGCAAUGCUGACCUGGUUCCUGACAUUGCUGCGUUGCUUUCUGGGUAUGCUGUGGAGGCCUUGGAUUGCUUUAAACGUAUAAGUUCCGAGGAAGCUAAAGGAGUCUCCAUGGAGCUUUUGAAUGAAGUUCUACCAUCUGUUUUCUACAUAAUGAAGAAUUUCGAGGUUGAUGCUUCAUUUAAUAUCGUUCAGUUUCUAUCGGGUUAUGUUUCUACGUUGAAGACCCUUACCCCUUUGAGCGAGAAGCAUAUACUUCAUCUGGGGCAGAUAUUGGAAGUUAUCCUUGGUCUUAUCCGUUAUGACCCUGAGUACCGUAACAAUCUUGAUGUGAUGGACAAAAUUGGAAAAGAGGAGGAAUAUAGGAUGUCAGAGUUCAGAAAGGAUUUAUUUGUUCUACUUCGCACUGUGGGUCGAGUUGCCCCUAAUGUAACUCAAUUGUUUAUCAGAAACUCGUUAGCAAGUGCUAUUUCAAGGUCAUCAGAUAGCAAUGUGGAGGAGGUGGAAGGUGCACUUUCUCUUUUAUAUGCACUAGGAGAAUCCUUAAGCGAGGAAGCCAUAAGAACUGGAAGUGGAUUAUUGAGUGAGCUGUUGCUUAAUCUUCUUUCAACAAAGUUUCCUUGUCAUUCCAAUAGGCUAGUUGCUCUUGUUUACUUGGAGACAGUGACAAGAUACGUAAAGUUUAUUCAGGAAAAUACUCGAUGCAUUCCUGUUGUUUUGUCUCCCUUUCUUGAUGAAAGGGGCAUACAUCAUCCAAACAUUAGUGUAAGCCGCAGGGCCAGUUAUUUGUUUAUGAGGGUUGUGAAAUUGCUGAAGGUGAAGUUGGUGCCUUUCAUUGCAGUGAUUUUGCAGAGCCUACCUGAUACAGUUGCUCGGUUCACUACUACGAAUUACACAGCAGAGGAGCUAUCAGGGUCAGAAGAUGGUAGCCACAUUUUUGAGGCAAUUGGGUUAUUGAUUGGAAUGGAAGAUGUCCCACCUGAAAAGCAGUCUGAUUAUCUAUCUUCUUUGCUCAGCCCUCUCUGUCAGCAGGUUGAGGCACUGCUGAGAAAUGCUAAAUUGUUAAGUUAUGAGGAGACUAAUGCCAGAAUUGCUGUAAUCCAGCAAAUUAUCGUGGCAAUUAAUUCUCUCAGCAAGGGCUUCAGCGAGCGUCUUGUAACUGCUAGUCGCCCCGCAAUUGGAAACAUGUUUAAGCAGACAUUAGAUGUACUUCUCCAUGUUCUUGUUAUAUUUCCACGAGUAGAACUUUUGCAAAACAAGGUUACAUCAUUUAUACACCGCAUGGUGGAUACAUUAGGCGCAUCUGUCAUUCCUUACCUUCCAAAGGCACUUGAGCAGUUACUUGCAGAAACUGAGCCAAAGCAAAUGGCUGGUUUUCUUUUGUUGCUCAAUCAACUUAUCUGCAAGUUCAAUAUUUUGGUGCGUGACAUUUUGGAGGAAAUAUUUCCAUCUGUCGCUGAUCGGAUAUUUAGUGUUAUUCCAAGGGAGGGAUUGCCUUCAGGUCUUGAUACAGUCACUGAGGAAAUUCGUGAAUUGCAAGAACUUCAGCGAACAUUGUAUACAUUUCUUCAUGUGAUUGCUACACAUGAUUUGUCAACUGUAUUUAUUUCCCCAAAAUGUAAAGCAUACCUGGAUCCAGUGAUGCAAUUGCUUUUUUACUCUUCGUGUAAUCAUAAGGAUGUUCUUAUAAGAAAGGCAUGCGUGCAGAUUUUUAUUAGAUUAACUAAAGAUUGGUGUGCCCAGCCAUAUGAAGAAAAGGUUCCUGGUUUCCGGAGUUUUGUGAUCGAAACGUUUGCUACAAACUGCUGUUUGUACAGUGUGCUGGACAGAUCUUUUGAUUUCCGUGAUGCAAAUACUCUUGUUUUGUUUGGAGAAAUUGUGGUCGCGCAGAAGGUCAUGUAUGACAAAUUCAGGGAUGAUUUUCUCAUUCAUUUUAUAUCAAAAGGAUUUUCUGUUGCCCAUUGCCCGCCAGAUCUGGCUGAACAGUAUUGUCAAAAGUUGCAGGUGAACUUUCAAACUGAGAAAUUGUAG
Vicia faba (fava bean) is the source of this 2181-nucleotide messenger RNA. The record is from the annotation of a GenBank genome assembly. Lineage: Eukaryota; Viridiplantae; Streptophyta; Magnoliopsida; Fabales; Fabaceae.